AAUAAUCCAUGACUAACCUCUCCUAAAGCAAACCCCGUGAUCAACACACACAACAAACAAAACUGGACAAGUGAUAAUGGCGAGCGACGAGGAGGAGGCUAACAGACGGCCCUCAUCGGUGGAUCUGGAGGCCUGGUUCCCCGCGCCUGUCAGCGGGGAGGAUGAGCCCGAGCUCCGGCGUCUGCGGGAGCGUCUGCGCGGCUGGCUGUCGCAGUACGAGCCCGCGGUGAUCUCGGCGCAGCGGCUGCUAGUGUGGGAGAGGCCGCUGCACAGCAUCAUCGCGGCGUUCAUGCUCAACACGGUGUUCUGUUGUAAUUCUGCGAGACCACACGAGCCCCUGCCCCAACCCCCUUUGACAUUCUUUGUCACAGCUUCCACACAACAUCGAAGUCUACCUGACCAGCCUUCAUUUGUGACAGCCAGGCUCCUGUCGUCUACGUCUUUGAGACCCUUGUUCCUCCUGAGUGUGUCUCUUAUUGGUCUGACUCUACUGGAGAGAUGGAAAGACAAACUGCCUCAAAUCACUGUGUGGCAUCCUGAGCCAGCUGUGAUUGAACGAGAAACCAUAACGGAGCAGCCACGUCUGCUAAGCGUCGAUGAACUCAGCCAUCAUCUUGCUGAAAGUUAUCUCACCUUCAUCCUCUAUUUCCAGGAAAUGCUUCAAUACAAACGGCAGAAUCAUGGAAAGUUCUGCGUUAUGAUGUGUUCAGGAUGUUUCAUAUUGGCCGUGGUUGGGCAUUAUAUUCCUGGGAUUAUGAUCUCCUACAUUAUAUUAUUGAGUGUGCUGCUGUGGCCAUUGGUGGUCUAUCAUGAACUGAUCCAGAAAAUGUACACCGGACUGGAGCCCAUUCUGAUGAAACUGGACUACAGCAUGAAGGGAGACACACAGCGCCGCAAAUAUGACAAGAGAAAGCUGAAGAAGGAGCAGGAAGAGGGUGAUGAGCCGAGAGCAGAGACAGAGAGUGAGAGCGAGGAGGAGUUGUCCUGUUUCACCCCUACUGUGGAUGUGAAGACUACGGCUCUGGCGAUGGCCAUCACUGACUCUGAGCUCUCUGAUGAAGAGGCAUCUAUACUGGAAAGUGGAGGAUUCUCUGUGUCUAGAGCCACCACACCACAGCUCACUGAUGUUUCUGAAGACUUGGAUCAGCAGAGUGUGCAAAGUGAACCCGAAGAGUCAUUCACUAGGGACCUAGCGGAGUUUCCUUCAGUGGAUGAGCUGCCCUCUAUCGAACCGGGUCUGUUCCAUUUCCCUCUGGGUGUUCUUGGGUGUGACCAGGCAGGUGCCCUGGAAGAACCCCAGUCCCCCACCAGCCUCCUCAUCCAACAUUUAUCAUCCCCGCUUCACUUUGUCAACACACACUUCAAUGGACUCGGACAAGCAACUAGGGCAGGCCAAGGCAUUCUCGGUACUGAGAAUGAAGAAAGUGGAUUGGCUGACGGUGUCUCAAGACCUGCACAGUCACUGGAAGCCCUUAGCGAGGAGAUAGUGAGCACAGCCAUCUCUACUGUAGUACAGAACACUCUCUCAGCCCUAUUACGCUCCACAGAGGCCAGCGAGGGGUCCUCCAUGGCCUCAUUUCUUCCCACCGAGACACCUCCGUGCCCAAUGGAAUCGGCCCUUGAGUCACCCUCCGCCCAGGAAGCCGGCAUAGAGGAAGAAGAGGGUGACGUCACCGAAGCAAGCACAGAGGAGCAGACUGAUGUCACACUCGUACCUGCAGAAGAAGAGGACUUUGAACUUCUGGACCAAAGCGAACUGGAACAGAUGGAUGAGGGGCUGGGCCUUGGAGUUGAUGAACAGGACGUGGGCGGGGCCUCUGCAGACAAGCCCACAAGCAGUCAGCAGCAUGCAGAUCAACAGGAUUCCUAGCUUCUCACCAUCAAAACGGUUCUUUUUAUUCAUAGUCCAUGUAGAUACCAUAUAAUGACACAUUUGCUUUGUGAAAGGGAACUUUGCAGUCAACUAUGCCUUUAUUUUGAUUUCAAGAGUGAGAUCACUGUGAUUGGUGGGCUUUUAUUUAUCGAGCAGGUGAACGUUGAGUCUCGCAAAAUGUACGACACCUAAUCCUAAACAUGAUGGUAACGAGAUUUUUUUAGAGAACUAAUUCACCUUCAGCCUCAAACCAACAACAACAAAUCAAGCCACUCAGAUUUCAGAACCGAUUUAAAGGGAUAGUUCACCCAGAAAUGAAAACUUGAUCAUUUUUUACUCACCCUCGUGUUGUUUCAAACUUGUAUGAUUUGCUUUUGAGUGAGCUAUUCCUUUCAAAUAGACUGACAAGUUUUAAAUGUUUACUGUAUAUUUUGACAAUGACAAAAUGUCUGUGAUAGAUAACGAGCUCUUUUGUUUAUCAAUCCCACACUGACCGUAGUCCUUUGGCUUUAGGCUUGAUGUAUACUUUAAAACCAUGGGAACAAGCCACCUGGGUAUGGGGCUAGAUCAAAGACUAUAGUAUUUGAAUCUGAAUUUUGUUCAUUUGAAGUCCAGAUGUGACAAUUAAAGGGAUAGUUCACCCAAAAAUGACAAAAUUUCAUCAUUUACUCACCCUCAUGCCAUCCCAGAUGUGUAUUUUCUUCUGCUGAACACAAAUGAAGAUUUUUAGGAGAAUAUCACUGUAGAUCUAUACGAUGCAAGUGAACUUUGAAGCUCUACAAAGCACAUAAAGGCAGCAUAAAAAAUAAAAAAUCCAUAUGACUACAGUGGUGAAAUGCAACUGAAUUUAAAUAAUUUUUUACCAUAAAGUUCCACUUUCACUUCCACAUUCUUUUUCUUCUGUUUUUGGCAAUUUGCAUUCUUCGUACAUAUCGCCAUCUACUGGGCAGGGAGGAGAAUUUAUAGUAGAAAAGGACUGAAAUAUUGAUCUGUUUCUUACCCACACCUUAUCGCUUCUGAUUAUAUAGAUUUAAGCACUGGAGUCAUAUGGAUUAUUUUUAUUCUGUUUUUUGGACCUUCAAAGUUCUGGCCACCAUUCUGAGCUGUGAAAUUCGUUUAAAAAUCUUGUUCAGCACAAGAAAGAAAGUCAUACACAUCUGGGAUGGCAUGAGGAUGAGUAAAUGAUGAGAGAAUUUUCAUUUUUGGGUGAAUAAUUCCGUUGACAAAAUGCAAGAUGUUUGUGGUGUAUUUUAGGAAUUUGUAUUUUUUUAAACAGCAGUUCUUUUUUUCUUUAUAUUUUUUUUUUUUUUUUUUUUGAACUAGCUGUAAAUAUUCAGAUUAUAAAAUUACAGGUUCAAAUUUUCAGAUUAAUGCAUUGUUAAUGCAUUCUGAACUAACAUGAACAAUAUUAUUUAUAAAUGAACAUUAGCUCAGUAAUUACUCAAAGUCCUAUGCUACAUCAGACUGAGCCAGAGAAUUCUGGUAACUCUGUGAUUGGCCAAAAUGCUAAAUUCGACUAUUCUGAUAACCUCUACCUUUCACUGUGGAACCCGAAAGCUUGACCUUUGGCCUUGUUUGAUCUAGGCCAAGAUAGGACAGUCUGGAUUUUUAAGAUCUGAAUUUGAGAGAUUUGUAUUUGGAGUUCUUGGUCUGAACAUUCGAACCUGUAAUUUUAUAAUCUGAAUAUUUACAGCUAAUUCCAUUUCUACAAAAAAAAACAAAAAAAACCAUGCUGUUUAAAAAUACAGAUUUUUAAAAUACAGCACAUAAUUUUUAACAUUUUGUUAAUUGUCUAGAAAUAAAUUAACAAAAUUCAGUUUCAAAUAUUUUUUUCAUUGUUUUAGCUCCAUACCUGGGCCGAGUUUUUUUUUUUUUUUCUUACGGGGCUGGUAAAUUUGGUUUGGUGUUCAAAGAAGGGAACGAACAGGCUGAAAAAACAACUUAAACCAGCCUGAGGUGGUUGCCUAGGCAGUGUUUCCCAAAAGCAUCGCAAGCCUAGGUAGAUCGUAGAAACCACCGGCACCAAUGGUUUCUACUAUCUACUUAGGCUUACGAUGCUUUUGGGAAAUACAGUCCAGAUAUGUCUAGUUUGAUGGUUUUGAGGGGUUUUGCGCAUUUCUGAGCUGGUCAGAUUGGGAGACAAGCUAAACCAACUAAAACCACCUAAGACCGGCAAACCACCUUAGACUGAUUUAAGCUGUUUUUCCGCAGGGGCGUAACUGCAAAUCCUCAAUAAAGAGACAUGUUAUGGUGAUUGUCAGAGAUUUAUUUUCGUUAUCAUAGCUAAACUAAUAUAUUGUAUAAUAUAUACAUAUAAAGAUGGUCUUAUUUAUUACAAUUGGUUAGAAUGAAGAAUAGUUUAUUAUUAAAUAUGUCUAGAAUAAAUAAUGAAGUUGCAAGACUUGUAUACUGGGAUUUUGAUGACAAAACCUGGAGAAAAUUUUAAAAGCGAUUAAAAAAAAAAUUAAUACAUUUGUCUCUAUUUAAGAUGUUGCACAAUUAAUUGUAAAUCAAUUUCUGAAAAUACUUUUGAUGAAAUGAAUAUUGGACUGUGCCAUUUAGCUACUUGUAUAUGUUGGUGUUUGGGGAUAUUAUCUUUGAAGUACUUGUUGAAUUUCAGCACAAAAUAAAUACGUAAUAGUAUAAUGUAAUAGUUGCACACACCUGUUUAGUCCUAAAAUGUUCCCCAUUCAGUGUUUUUUUUUGUAACAUUUCAAUUAAACAUGUCAGGUUAAAUGCGAUACGAUUGGAUGCACAUUUGAUCUAUUGUUGUGCGCACAUGCUCAAAUUUUGCAGGACCUUUCGAUUUUCAUAGCCAUGCCAAAUAAUUUAAAUUGCGUUGUAAAAAAACAAAAAAAAAAAAAAAAAAUCACAUUAUGUGGUCACAGAUUGCCUGAAAUUGUUUUGAAUGAUGAACUAAACUAUCACUGUAAAUCUACUGUAAGUUUGAGCGGAGUUUGCGCAUGGGCUUGACUGAACUAUCUUCCCAUUUUUAAAUUGAAUUGAAAACUUGUAAGAGGGUAAUCCUUCAUGAUUGAUUGAACCUUAUUUGUAUCUACAUUUUCAAGAUGUAAACAAUGUCAAGUUAUUGAGUUAUUUCUAGAAUUUACCAUGUAAAGCAAAAAGAGGGCAUAUUUUGUAUUGUAAUAUUUAAUAUUGAUUUGUCCUUUUGAUUUCAAUUUUGAAGCUUUUAAUGACUACUUCUGUGGCACUGAAUGAAUAUAAUAGGAUUUUAUGAUACAAUAUAUAUAUAUUUUUUUUCAAUUAUUAAUCAUACUAAAGGGAAAUAUCUUUUAAACUGGAAAAACAAUGUAUAUAUUUAAUGGCCUGUAUCAAAACAAAACAAAAACGCAAACUUUUUUCACACACAUUUUUAAACGGAUGUUGGCAGUUUGACAUUCCUUGAAAGUCAAAAGUUGAGUUGCGCUCUUACACCGUGUCCUAACUAGAGGAAGACCGAUAUAUCGGUUUUGCCGAUUAAUCUGUGCCAAUAGUUGCUUUUUGGAACUAUUGGUUAUCUGGAAAAUUCUUUGGCGAUUUUUUUUUUUUUUUUUUUUUUUUUUUUUUUCUUGGUGUGUUUCAGGCUUGUUUAUACUAAAAAGUCCUGCGUUAUGCACCAUAUCAUAUUUUUUUUUCUGGUUAUUAUUGGGAUUUUAGUUGAACAAUAAACUGCAUUUUGAAUUUUAUUUAUUCUGGCUCUUUGUCUAUGCCCUCCAUAGUAAAGAAAGAAUACACAUUUUUUUUGACAUUCUAUGAAUCAGUUUUAAAAACCAUCGGCCUAUUAAUCGGAUAUCGACCUUUCCCACCACCUUAGUUAUCGGUAUCGGCAAAAUCCCCUAUCGGUCGACCUCUAGAUUGGGUGUGAUUGUGUCAUGUUUUGCUGUGUUUUCAAUGUAGACAGAUUGCUUGCAGCUGAAAAAUUAGCCUAGUUAGGACAGUUUUUUUUUUUUUUCUAGUUUUCUCUCGAUUGAUUUUUGCCCCUUCUGUAGAUAAUAUCAACAAACUUACACAUCUGAUCUAGACAGUAGAGAUUUGUGUUUUAAAAUAUUUACGGAGAGAUUAUGUUUGUGUAAUAGUGAUUGUGUUUUGCUCAUGCUGUUACUGCUUUAUGAUCUAUAAAAAAGCACUUAGAGCAUUUAACUACGAAAAUGUAUUGUAGAAUGUGUUUUAUGUUUACUCCAUACAUCUCUAAUAUACACCUAUAUGCUGGUUGUCAAAUGUUUUGUGUUAAUUCACAAAGGGGAGCGUUCUUGGUGUGCUGAAAUGAAUGGGUAAAAAAUUGUCAACCAUCUGAAGUCCCAAGAAUAGUAAAGCCUUAUGUCAAAUGUGGCAGUUGACGACUUAAUUUGCACAUGAGACUGUAAAGUGUCCCAUUUGACAUAUGGUUCAGAAGGGUGUGCACAAGUUGCAACCUUUUGUGAAGCCCACACUUGUGUGAACUUUACUGCGGCCUACUUCUUAAGGGCAUAUACACGAGUGAAAGCUGCGAUGGAACAUUUUGCAGAUAGGAAUACGCAAUCACCACGUUGUAGCAGAAGCUGAAAUGUUCUCAUCUUUUCACGAACCCUUGCGUUUUUCCUCUACGUCCUUCCAACGCAUUUUCCUCAUUGAAAUCUAGGGAUUAGCAGAGUUCUUUGAUGCAGCAUAAACUAUGUAGGCUAGAGUUUGGAUUUUUGAGUCCAGACUCAGACUUGCGUAUGGUCUUAAAUCCAACUAUAUCCAUAAAUGAAUAGUUGCACCCCUGAUUUUGAUGUAAUGGCUAAGUUAUGAGUUUACAGUUGCAUUUUGAAUUCAACUUCCCUAGAUUCACUUUCUGCUCUUGGACCCUGCUGUAACAGACUUGUUCUCAGUUUAACUCUGCCCCCUUUGAACUCGUACUUGUCUCGAACUUGAUGUGUGUUGGAUUCAAUCAGUCGAGUCCGUGUCAAGACCAAGGACCAGUUGCAAGAAACACCUUAAGUUAAGAAAAUACUUAGUUACACUUGUAAGUGUAUUGUCAAUAAGGGAUUUCUUGCAACCGGCAGCUGGUUUUGACUCAUCAAAGGUGGACUCGAACCAAAUAUUUGUGUAGGGGCACUAACAGUCAAUACGACUUUGACAAUAUUCCAAGUAUUGCACUUGAUGUAGACAUGCGACCUCCUGGAAUUUUGCUUGUGCGUGUCCAUGAUGUCCAUGAGACUGUAGGGUGUCCCAUUUGGCGGCAAUGUACCCUUGAUGUGCCCUUUUGCGAAGCCCGCACUGGUAUGUACAUAAAAAUGGACAACUACCCAACAGUCUGUGUGGCAUUAUUACAAAAGUGUGGACUUUUAAGAGGACCACAAAGGGCAACAGAGCUAGUGUCCUUGGUGGACAUAGGACCAAGUAAUACCAACAUGAUCACACAGUAAAUCGAUACAUUGCUGCCGAAAGUUCAUGUACCCUGAAAUCAAACCCAUUCUGCCUAAUUACUGACAAGCGGCAUCCCCCAUCAGACAUUUUUGCAUCAGUGCAAGUGUGAAUACAUUUCCCUCUAGUGCUACUGAUAGCAUGCUGCUCGGGCAGCCUCCGAGACACAGAAGUACACACAUCGUGUACACAGAAACAAUUGUGAGCGUGAUCCGCAGGUUGCGUUUUUGCAUUUAAAUGUCAUUUUUAUUUCACUGACGAUUAGGUUUAGGGUUUGGGUUAGUGGGUAGAAUUCAUAAAACAUGAUUUCCUGUUGACUGUAUCAUUUACAACUAAAAAUACAACUCUCUUUUGGCGCCACUGUGGACUUUUCGCGUGGAUACUGAAACUCACAUGUGCCCAUAUGUUCAACAACACUUCCAGCUGUAAGGCUAGGUGCCAAGAGAACUGUAACCCAGCACACGCCCACAUAGAACAACAAAAGACUUCCAGGAAAAACAAUGCUCAAACUCUCUCACAAGUAGGAUCUGCACCUGAAAAACAAAGACCUCACUGUGUGAAAAACCCAGCUUCCUUCUUAACAAACAUUUGUCCACCUGAGACAUCCUGCCAUCCUCAUUCUACCCCCACAAACUCCAGCUGUUCUCUCUCUCCCUUGUCUCCCCCACAAGGUCCACACACAAGAUGUAUAUGUGAAAAUGUAACAAAGAAAACCAUGAAAACAAAGAAUGCAACUGUAUGUGUUUGAUAUAAUUUAAGAGGUCUCUGUGCGACUAGUAUAAUGGUCUCUUUCCCAUGUUGGUAAAACUAAUGGUGACAAAGUUAUAAGGUCUUUGCCAAAUACUGCAUUAUUCUGGAGGUCUAUCCCCCUCCUUGACCUACAAUUUAAAUGAUCUCUUGUAUGUUAAUAAGGUUAAAUCCCAGGAAGUCAAGAACCCAUUCACCCCCAAAUUCUCAUUGUUAUAAGGAUAAUACAAUUUGGUACACAAUGUUUAUUCUGUCUGGGUAUUUAAGGAAAGUUGGCUCAGGGAAUCUGUAAGCCAGAUCUCCCACGCCUUGCCGUUGCAUGUAGUUUUCCCGUUGUCAGGUAUGUCUCUUGAUUCUUAUUUUUAGUAAUGCUUGUUUAUUCUGAUCAUGUGUGAAAUUGGCUUUGAUUUGGAGUUGUGUAACGAUGUUUUAUAUCCUACCUGACAAAUAAAUUGUUAUUAUUUGAUUUAUUCUGAA
Molecule: messenger RNA, 8482 nt
Organism: Myxocyprinus asiaticus (Chinese sucker)
Lineage: Eukaryota; Metazoa; Chordata; Actinopteri; Cypriniformes; Catostomidae
Gene: retreg2
Product: reticulophagy regulator family member 2
Exons: 10
Coding region: 77-1870 (597 amino acids)
Source: RefSeq, a predicted model, not a curated record